Messenger RNA from Mobula hypostoma (lesser devil ray), 2879 nucleotides. It is a transcript of the gene pld3, whose product is annotated as phospholipase D family member 3. Bases 411 to 1919 code for a protein of 502 amino acids. The record is from RefSeq and is a predicted model, not a curated record. The transcript has 12 exons. Lineage: Eukaryota; Metazoa; Chordata; Chondrichthyes; Myliobatiformes; Myliobatidae. Gene Ontology annotation, molecular function: catalytic activity.
GACGCUGCCGGGCUCCUCCGGCACGUCGAGCGCGCUGCCGCUUUGAUCAGGGAUGCCGGAGACGGGAACACGCUCUGAUUGGCGCCGCUCCCGAUUUCUGGGAAUCAUGUGAUCCUGAUGUCAGCCUCUGUAACUGGAGCUGGCCCGGCCGGCCGGCACACACGAUUGGUGUGACCGCAGUCCUGUGCCGGACGUGAAUCGUUCAGCUGCUGCCGUGUCCCGCGGCGUGGUCAGGCCGAACCGGGAGCCGGCGAGUCACCCGGCAGUGCCGUGGACGGACACGCCAGACGGGAGGCGGACGUAAACUGGUAGGUUGGCCCUUCGCAGUCCCGCAGCCUUCGGUGAAAGUUGGGCUCCUUUCGCGGAGAUUAGAGCUACGUGACUGAGCUCCAAUCCUGCGCGAUAACAACAUGAGGCUACAGCUGAUCCACCAAAAGAUGAAGCCAUCACUACCAUCACCCAAUGGGAGUGUAAGCUGCACCCCACCAACCCCAGGACUGCACAAGAUCUACCGAGAGGCAGCCAUGGUGCUGUCUGUCAUCCUCAUCCUCGUCCUCGUGAUGCUGGUGCAGCUGCUGCUCUUCCCACUCAACCAGCGAGUCAGCCACACGGCUCGGACGCAGGGCGGAGAGCUACAGCCAGACAAGGACCAGAGCCAGGCUUGCACUGACCCCUGCAGUCUCACCCUUGUCGAAAGCAUUCCAGAAGGGAUACACUUUGAUCCCAAUUUCACCAGGAAUCCCUCCAUUUCUGAUGGUUGGAUGAGGCUGUUAAGCAGUGCUGGGAGCAGCGUUGACAUCGCUUCCUUCUACUGGACCAUGAGAAACAACGACACGAGGACAGCAGAGCCCACAGCCAGGCAGGGGGAAGCCAUACUAAAGGAACUACAGAGAGUAUCUGGGAAGCUCUCAGUCCGAGUUGUUGUUAGCAAGCCGAACAAGGAACAGACUCUGGCCGACCUUAAUCUGCUGAAGCAGAGUGGAGCCAAGGUGACAGUGGUGGAUAUGCCCAGACUGACCACUGGGGUUCUGCACACAAAGUUCUGGAUUGUGGAUAAGAAACACUUGUACAUUGGGAGUGCCAACAUGGACUGGAGAUCACUGACACAGGUGAAGGAGCUGGGAGCCAUCAUCUACAACUGCAGCUGUCUGGCCAAGGACCUGAUUAAGAUUUUUGAGGCAUACUGGAGUAUCGGUGGGCCCAAUAGUACCAUCCCUCACACUUGGCCCAGUAACUACUCCACGGCCUACAACAGAGAAAGUCCCAUGGAACUGAAGUUGAACGACACACCAGCCAGCGUUUACUUCUCGAGCUCUCCACCUGCUCUGUGCGCAAAGAACCGGACCGAUGAUCUCACAUCCAUCCUGAGCAUCAUUGACGAUGCAGAAAAGUUUGUGUAUGUGGCCGUCAUGAAUUACAUCCCUGUUACGAUAUUUACUCAUCCCAGAAGGUUCUGGCCAGCGAUCGACAACAGGCUGAGGAAGGCAGCGUUCGAGCGGAGGCUGCAGGUGCGUCUCCUGGUCAGCUGUUGGCAUCACACGGACCCUUCCAUGUUCCCCUUCCUCUACUCCCUGGCUGCCCUGAAAAGCCGCUGGAAACCCCUACAAGUGGAAGUGAGAGUCUUUGUUGUCCCAGCAACACAGAGGCAGAAAAAGAUCCCAUACUCCCGGGUCAACCACAACAAAUACAUGGUAACAGACAAGGUGGCCUAUAUUGGGACAUCCAACUGGUCUGGUGACUACUUUGAGAACACAGCGGGCGUGGGUCUGGUGGUAAACCAGUCCGAUUCAAGGGGACCGUCCCAAGCACCCACUGUCGCUCAGCAGCUGCGAGAGGUGUUUGAGCGCGACUGGCAAUCGCCAUACAGCAAGGUUAUGGACUCUGCGAAUAAGUGGUUCAGAAUCUGUAAAUAUCUUUAACCACAGCCAAGAAGCUGCUCACUUGGGGUUGGAAUAUUAGCCAGUACAACCCUGGGCAGAUUUCAGGAGUUUCCAAUGGUGUGAAUUUGUUACAGGAUGUGAUUAUUGAAUUUCCAGUGAGGGUUCUCCGGAUCACCCACUGUGACUUUUUGACAGAAGACGCAGGCAAUUCGCAAUCCAUGUUCUCCAGGUUGUCUGCAGUAAAUGAUCGGAGGGACCCUGGGGAAAGUGUGACAUGUUUGUUCCUCUGGAUGUUGCAAGCAGUGAUGGGGAGGUGCUGACUAGCUGUGGUUUAUUGUUGUGCCUCUCACCACACUGCUGUGAUACCCCGCUGUCGCCAGCGCUGUAGUGGUGUGGUCACACAACUACACUGGUCAUAGUCGAGCCAUCUCGCGCCACUAAAUUUGCUGUCCACAGCUGUUGGAGGUGGGGAGCAGGGGAGUGGAGUUCCCUGACUAUACAAAACUCAGCAGAGAAAUGUACAACUGGGCGCUACAGCAGCUUGGCAGUUAGCACGGCACAAAUAUAGCUUGAGAACCAGAGUUCAAUCCCAGUGUCCUCGGUAAGGAGUCUUUCUACAUCAUCCCCAUGGAAUGUGUGGGCUUUCUUCUGGUGCACAGCAUCCUCCCACAGUCCGAAGAUGUACCGAUCAGUAAGCUCAUAUGUCAUUGUCAAUUGUCACAUGAUUCGCUUAGGGUUAAAUUGGGAGUUGUCACGCGCAGCCCAGCUGUAUUGCUAAAUCAAUAAAUAAAUGCCACACGGGACUGGCAUCAAUCUCACAUAGUUGUAAGUGUGAAGGUUUUACCACGUGGUGCGUUAUUACACCAGAAUGUUACAACAGUCUGGAAGCAAGAUGUGCUGAGGUGUCAAUAGCAGAGGUGCACAGUAAAUGCUGUGUUCUAGACCCUCUGUACAAACAGCAGAGACACACAGAGCAUUCAGACUGGGUGACAGAGGGUA